Aspergillus pseudotamarii is the source of this 1635-nucleotide messenger RNA. Its product is annotated as tetrahydrofolylpolyglutamate synthase. The coding region runs from base 1 to 1635 and encodes 544 amino acids. Gene Ontology annotation, biological process: tetrahydrofolylpolyglutamate biosynthetic process. Gene Ontology annotation, molecular function: ATP binding; tetrahydrofolylpolyglutamate synthase activity. The transcript has 3 exons. The record is from RefSeq and is a predicted model, not a curated record. Gene Ontology annotation, cellular component: mitochondrion; cytoplasm; cytosol. Lineage: Eukaryota; Fungi; Ascomycota; Eurotiomycetes; Eurotiales; Aspergillaceae.
AUGUCUGACUUUCCCACAUUGUCAAGCCCUGAACCCCCAAUCGCCAUCUUCGGUAAACCCGCGCCUGUCAAGAUGGGAGAAUGGGACAAAACACCGCCAUCCAGCCAAUUCUAUCAGGAUGCACUUCAUCGACUGAACCAUCUACAGACUAAUUUCGAAUCAAAACAACAGAUAACUGCACUGAAAGAUCGGAGUGUGCUCCUAGAGCGGAUGAUGAGCUGGUGCAAUGAGAUUGGGUAUCAGCCAGCCGACUUUGACACGUUGAAUGCCAUCCAUAUCGCCGGUUCCAAAGGCAAAGGGUCCACGGCAGCCUUUGUCUUCUCGAUUUUGGCGGAAUUCUUGACCGAUGAGGGCAGUUCGGCUGACGAAACACCCGCCACACUAAGAAAGAUCGGUCUCUAUACCUCGCCGCAUCUGCGCAGCGUGCGGGAAAGGAUCAGAAUUCAAGCGCCGCAAAGUAGAAGCUUUGAAGAGACACCUCUUGACGAGACCAAAUUUUCCCAUUACGUGUCGGAAAUAUGGACCCGUCUGGGGAUGGACAACCGAUCACCCUCCCAGAGUCCACCAUUUGCCAAAUUCCUCACACUGGUGGGCUUCCAUGCAUUUAUCCAGGAAGGAGUCGAUACCGCGGUGGUUGAGACCUGCAUCGGAGGACGGUUUGACUCCACCAAUGUUCUCCGCCAGCCCAGCGUCUGCGCUAUCACCAGUCUGGGACUUGAACAUACCGAUAUACUAGGCUCUACCAUCGAGGAGAUUGCAUGGGCCAAGGGAGGCAUCAUGAAACCAGGCGUACCAGUUUUCACUGUACCACAAGAACCUAAAGCCUUGGCUACUCUGCAGGAACUGGCAACGAAAGAAAAUGUAGAUCUGCGAGUAGUCACAGCACACCCGGACUUAGAACACAUUGAUCUCGGCCUCGCGGGAGACUUUCAGCGGAUCAAUGCUAGUCUGGCUGUGGCUGUAGCUGCGGAGUAUCUUUCUCGACGGGGAUAUAAGAAUAUGCCAGAUAUUGAAACGUUGGGGCUGUCUCCGCUGCCGGAUAAAUUCCGCCGAGGCCUUGAACGGGCGCAAUGGCCGGGACGUUGUGAGACACGCGACCAUCUCGGGAGCCGAUGGUUGCUCGAUGGGGCGCAUACCAUGGAAAGUAUCGAGCUUUUGAGUGCCUGGGCAGCUAAAAGGAUGGUGGAGCCAAACGCUCGGAGGGUGCUAAUCUUCAACCAGCAAACUAAAGAUGCGACUGCGCUGCUUCGCCAUCUACGACAAACCACAACUUCGGCAAUGGCCCAAUGGCUCAACCCUGACGAAGCGGUCUUUCACCAGGUGAUUUUCUGUACCAAUCUCCCAUGGGAACGGUAUGACGUCCCGGAUGCUGAAAGGGUCUCCAUGACAUAUUCAGGACGCUCGGUGGAGGAUCUCGAGGUGCAGCAUACAUUAGCGGCUCAGUGGACCCAGAUCAGCGGCGGACAUUCAGCGGCGACUGUGGUGCGAACAGUAGAAGAGGCCAUUCGAUGUGCAGCUGAUAGUGGUGCUGCCAGCUUUUGUAGAGAUCGAGAGCAUAUCAACGCGGUGGUUUUGAUAACUGGCAGUCUUCAUCUGGUGGGAAGUGCCCUGGAGGUGUUAGAUACAAUAACAUGA